Molecule: messenger RNA, 2165 nt
Organism: Grus americana (Whooping crane)
Lineage: Eukaryota; Metazoa; Chordata; Aves; Gruiformes; Gruidae
Gene: BEST3
Product: bestrophin 3
Exons: 10
Coding region: 156-2165 (669 amino acids)
Molecular function (GO): chloride channel activity
Source: RefSeq, a predicted model, not a curated record
AGCAACCCCUUGCUUCAGGUUAAGGGAAGAGCAAGGUGACUAUUACGGACUUAAAGGGGACUUUGUUUGGGACAUCUGAGAAAGAGGAAGGGUCCAGGAUUUGCCUUUGGGCUUGGAUUGCCGAAUCUAAAUAGCAGGCGCAGCCUGCCAAGACGAUGACAGUCACUUACUCCAGCAAAGUAGCAAAUGCCACUUUCUUUGGAUUUCACAGAUUACUCCUAAAGUGGAAAGGCAGCAUCUACAAAUUGCUGUACAGAGAAUUUAUUGUUUUUGCUACUCUUUACACAGCGAUAAGUGUAUUAUACAGAUUUUUUCUUACAGGUAGCCAAAAACGGUUCUUUGAGAAAUUAUCGAUUUACUGUGACAAAUAUGCUGAACAAAUCCCAGUAACUUUUGUGCUUGGUUUCUACGUUACUUUGGUGGUGAAUCGCUGGUGGAACCAGUUUGUGAACUUGCCGUGGCCAGAUCGUCUGAUGUUCCUCAUCUCUAGCUGUGUCCAGGGCAGAGAUGAAUAUGGGCGCUUGUUAAGGAGGACUCUCAUGCGUUAUGUGAAUUUGACAUCUCUGCUGAUCUUUCGCUCCGUGAGCACAGCCGUGUACAAAAGGUUCCCCACCAUGGACCACGUGGUAGGAGCAGGUUUUAUGACAAGAUAUGAAAGAAAAAUUUUUGAUGACCUUAAGUCUCCCCACCUUAAAUACUGGGUUCCAUUUGUAUGGUUUGGAAAUUUGGCAUCGAAGGCACGAAAAGAGGGAAGAAUUCGAGACAGUGUAGAUCUGCAGACACUGAUGAACGAGAUGAAUAAGUACCGGUCUUGGUGUAGUCUUUUGUUUGGUUAUGACUGGGUUGGAAUUCCACUGGUCUACACUCAGGUUGUUACUCUCGCAGUCUAUACUUUUUUCUUUGCCUGCCUGAUAGGGCGCCAAUUUUUGGAUACUGACCAAGGGUAUCAGGGACAUGACUUAGAUCUUUACAUUCCAAUCUUCACACUGUUACAGUUCUUCUUCUACGCAGGAUGGCUCAAGGUCGCUGAACAACUUAUCAAUCCAUUUGGAGAAGAUGAUGAUGAUUUUGAAACUAACUGGUGCAUCGAUAGAAAUUUACAGGUCUCACUUCUGGCGGUGGAUGAGAUGCACAUGAACUUACCAAGGCUGGAGAAAGAUAUUUAUUGGAACGAUUCCUCUGCCCGGCCGCCCUACACAAAAGCAGCUGCUGAUUACUGUAUUCCUUCGUUCCUUGGAUCGACUAUUGAAAUGGGGUUGGCUGAUACCGAAUUCCUCUACGGGGAGGAGUGGCCCUGGGAAGAGGAGAAACACCGACGACAGCACUCAGUGCUGAGAAGAGUCAAGAGAUUUCUCAGCGUCCAUGAGGGCCCUUCGUCCCCGGCUCACCGGCGCUACAGUCGGCAGACAAGUGAGAAUUCCGUGUUUUUCCCAGCAGAUGAAAAGGGGCACAUCAGACGGUUGCAGGAAAUGCACACAAGAGGGAGACACUCUACUUCCAGCUUCAAGAAGAAACAUGAAGGAGUUGAUAGAGGUAACAGACUUCAUAGUAGCAGAGAUCUAGGACCCAUAACUGAAACCUCAAGGAACGAGGCACAGUUUGGUGACAGUGACACCUCAUCCGAGACAAACAAGCCAGUUCCUGAGGUCAUUGUCUCUGAAGCUGAGGAGAAAGCACUGCCUGUGCUGGGCAAACCAGAUCUGCAAGCAGAGCACACUGCAAGCAUGCCAGAAGAAAAGCUCCAAAGGAGACUAACUGAGGCAAAUGUGACUCUUCUGGACCAUCCUUUUUUCCCCCCAGAAAUGACUACAUACCUCACAGGCUCUGAGGUGCAUCAGUCACUUCCCACUGUGAUAGGGGAGCCCAAACAUGAACCCCAUAGUAGUAACAUAGCUGGUUUCAUAACAGAUCAUGAGAAAAACCUUCAGCGAUGGAGUUUACCAAGCUUCCACAGUCAUGCUACAGCGUCAAAUGCUGACGCUGCACCGCCUUUAACAGAUUCUGGGACAACUUCACAACAAAGGACCUUUAGUGAUGGAAAAAAUGUUACUGCUGCUGCUGCUGCUCCAGAGACGUUUGAGAUGCAGCACUUAUGGGAAAACCUGGAUAGUAAAGAAACAGCCAUAGUAGAAUUUUCUAAUGAGAAAAGUGAAAGAAAACUUUGA